AUGGAUGUAGCAAAGCGUUAUUUUGAAGAUCAUUUGAACAGAGCGAUGUCUCCGCGGACCACUGUAGUCAUUAUUUCGGUGAUAAGCUUGACAGCGAGCCUAGCUGAUUACCUGACGGGCAGUGAUACUUCAACGUCGUGCUGCGACUGCAGGGUGCAGGAACGAUGGUCGCUGGUCCGAGACCAUGUAUGCUCUACGAGGAACAUGCUGCUUACAAUUUUCCAAGCUGCCAACUUGGUAUUGCUGCUGGGUUGCGUUCUUGAGAAUGCUUCGCUUAUGCAAUUUUAUAUUUGGUACACAAUAAGUUUCGUUGUGUUCGGCUUCGUCGUGACGAUCCUGGACUUUCUUAUCCGAAUCAAGCGCGAGCAGCUGUGGAGCUUCAUUGCCUUAGUGGCAGACGUGGCGUAUUUAUUUGUUAUAUUUUGGUGUCUCCCCAUAAUCGACGCAUACAGAAAAACGCUUAGUGGAGAUUCAAAUUUAAAAAGAACGUCUGCAGAUCAGGUGAUAUAA
Parnassius mnemosyne (clouded apollo) is the source of this 510-nucleotide messenger RNA. Lineage: Eukaryota; Metazoa; Arthropoda; Insecta; Lepidoptera; Papilionidae. The record is from the annotation of a GenBank genome assembly.